AUAUUCUUCUCCAUUAUACUAUACUACAAAAUUAUUUUUAUUUUCAAACGAAAAAAAAUCGACUGAAAAAAUGGCAAAAUCAUAUGAAAAUGAACACUCAAUUAAGGCAUUUGGAUGGGCAGCUAGAGACACUUCUGGAGUUCUUGCUCCUUUCAAUUUUUCAAGAAGGGUGACAGGUGAAAAAGAUGUGCAAUUUAAAGUUUUGUACUGUGGAAUUUGUCAUUCUGAUCUUCAUCAACUCAAGAAUGAAUGGGGUAAUAGCAAGUACCCCAUGGUGCCUGGGCAUGAGGUUGUUGGUGUUGUAACCGAGGUUGGUAGCAAGGUAGAGAAAUUUAAGGUUGGAGACAAAGUAGGUGUUGGAUGUAUGGUAGGAUCAUGUCGAAAAUGUGAGAAUUGUAGCGUUGAUCUCGAGAAUUACUGCCCUGGUCAGAUUCCUACAUACAACGGCUAUAGCUCAGAUGGAACCCUCACGUUUGGAGGUUACUCCGAUAUGAUGGUAUCUGAUGAGCACUUUGUAGUACAUUGGCCUGAAAACUUGUCGAUGGACGCUGCUCCCCUGUUAUGUGCUGGAAUCACUACUUAUAGUCCUUUGAAAUAUUUUGGACUCGAUAAGCCUGGAAUGAACAUUGGUGUUGUUGGUCUUGGAGGACUCGGACAUAUGGCUGUUAAGUUCGCAAAGGCAUUCGGAACCAAAGUGACUGUCAUUAGUACAUCUGCUAAUAAGAAGCAAGAAGCAAUUGAACGUUUGGGCGCAGACUCUUUCUUGAUCAGCCGCGAUCCUGAGCAAAUGAAGGCUGCAAUGAACACAUUGGAUGGGAUCAUCGACACUGUUUCCGCAGUGCACCCUAUUCUUCCAUUGCUUAUGUUAUUGAAAUCUCAUGGUAAGCUUGUUAUGGUUGGUGCACCAGAAAAACCGGUGGAGUUGCCCGUGUUUCCUCUACUUAUGGGAAGGAAGCUAGUGGCUGGAAGUGGCAUAGGAGGGAUGAAAGAGACUCAAGAAAUGUUGGAUUUUGCGGCUAAGCAUAACAUAACACCAGAUAUUGAAGUCGUGCCAAUGAACUAUGUUAACACCGCGUUGGAACGUCUUCUGAAAUCGGACGUGAAGUAUCGUUUCGUGCUCGAUAUUGGCAAUACAUUGAACAAGAAAUGAGAAUUUUAAUUUGGGGGGGGGGGGGGGGAAUCAAUUAUUUGUGUUUACUUUGUUCGUCUAAGGUACUACUUUUAAACGUUGAGGCACUAUAGCUUAAAAUUCACAGGAAUUUCCUUAUUUUUUUUCAAGUUAAGAAUUGUGUUGUGACAUUUUCUAGCAGUGAUUCUUUGCUUACAUUA
Molecule: messenger RNA, 1329 nt
Organism: Solanum dulcamara
Lineage: Eukaryota; Viridiplantae; Streptophyta; Magnoliopsida; Solanales; Solanaceae
Product: 8-hydroxygeraniol dehydrogenase-like
Exons: 5
Coding region: 71-1150 (359 amino acids)
Biological process (GO): lignin biosynthetic process
Molecular function (GO): cinnamyl-alcohol dehydrogenase activity; zinc ion binding
Source: RefSeq, a predicted model, not a curated record